Molecule: messenger RNA, 924 nt
Organism: Lotus japonicus
Lineage: Eukaryota; Viridiplantae; Streptophyta; Magnoliopsida; Fabales; Fabaceae
Product: cystinosin homolog
Exons: 8
Coding region: 1-831 (276 amino acids)
Biological process (GO): L-cystine transport
Cellular component (GO): vacuolar membrane
Molecular function (GO): L-cystine transmembrane transporter activity
Source: RefSeq, a predicted model, not a curated record
AUGGAGACGGAAUGGAACUCUUUUGCCCUUGAAGUGACAUACACCGUGUUAGGAUGGGUUGCUUUCGUUGUUUGGUCCUGCAGUUUCUACCCUCAGUUUAUCUUGAAUUUCUUAAGAAAAAGUGUGGUUGGUUUGAACUUCAAUUAUCUGCUAUUGAACAACACUAAACACACCUUGUACUUAAUCUACAACGUCUCCUUGUACUUCAGCCCUGCUAUCAGGUUUCAGUAUCAUAAAAAAUAUGGCUUCGACCAGAUGAUACCUGUAGCUGCAAAUGAUGUUGCCUUCUCAACGCAUGCUGUUCUCUUGACUGCAGUGUUGUUGUUUCAAGUUGCAAUAUAUGAGCGUGGAAAUCAAUCUAUCUCGAAAAUCACCAUGGGAAUUGUCAUUACAGUAUGGACUACUGUUGCAGUUUGUUCCUUCAUAGCAUUUCAAUCCAAUUCUUGGCUUUGGUUAAUCUCCAUCUUUAACACAAUGCAGGUGAUUAUUGCAGCUCUCAAAUAUAUUCCACAGGUAAUUAUGAACUUCAUGAGGAAGAGCACAGAUGGAUUUAGCAUUGGAAAUGUGUUGCUGGAUUUCGGUGGAGGCAUGGCAAACUAUGCCCAGAUGGCUACACAGUCAAUCGAUCAAAAUUCUUGGGUGAAUUUCUCUGGGAACAUUGGCAAAGUAUUGCUAUCCCUGGUGUGUAUGUUCUUUGAUCUUCUAUUCAUGUGUCAACAUUAUGUGCUGUAUCCAUCAAACAAGGCAGCAUCAGCAUCAGUCACAGAACCCCUAAUCAAGUCUCCUAAUCAACCAGUAGCUGCAAGUGUGCCAGUGGCUGAAAAUGUUUGAUGUAUGAUUUUAGUUUAGUUUGUACAGGAAAAAACCCAAAGAGCUAGCAAAUGUUAAACAGACCCACUUUUUACCGGUCUUCAAUUAGAAAAA